Maylandia zebra (zebra mbuna) is the source of this 5971-nucleotide messenger RNA. NCBI's taxonomy places the organism in Eukaryota, Metazoa, Chordata, Actinopteri, Cichliformes, Cichlidae. The record is from RefSeq and is a predicted model, not a curated record.
CCAUGCACAUGUAGAGCAAUCAUAACGUGCGGGGCAGGCGGAGCACACCGGAGGGACUAGCUAGUUGUUUUGCAGCUGUCAGGUUGCCUGUUUACUCUUGCCUUUAUUUAUAUUCAUGUGUUGGCCCGUGUUUGACAGCGGCUCGUAGUUCCGCUCCACAGGCGCCAGUACUGACCGGCAGUCCGGGCUCGAAGCGAGCGAUGUCGGAGGAGCGCAGGGUGGCAGCCACAACAACAACAGGGCGCGCUGCUGUCCCCCUAGCAUCGCAACGUCCUCCGGUCCAUGUUUAACCCUGCCGGGCGACUACACCUGUCCUCGCCUCCCUACCGGUCCACUCCCGUCCCACAGUGACCUCCAGUGAUGGCUGAUGAGGACCCCCAGCAGCAGCAGCCGCCGCCGGAGAGCGGGGCGGGGAGCCUGCCCGGCCUACUCCCCGGGCUGCAGGGCGCUGAGGCCAGCGCUCUGCAGCUCAGGAUCAAGAACUCCAUCUGCAAAUCUGUUCAAUCAAAAGUGGAAAACAUUCUGCAAGAUGUCGAGAAGUUCUCAGACAUCGAAAAACUCUACCUCUACCUCAAGUUGCCUUCUGGUCCGAGCAGCAGUGUCGAUAAAAGUGACCAGAGCGCCCUGUCAUCGAGUCGCACGCAGCAGAUGCACGCAUUCACCUGGAUCCGAAAUCAUUUAGAGGAGUACCCCGAGACCUCGCUCCCCAAGCAGGAAGUCUACGACGAAUACAAGAGCUUCUGUGACAAUCUUAACUACCACCCACUAAGUGCUGCAGACUUUGGGAAGAUGAUGAAAAAUGUAUUCCCGAACAUGAAGGCGCGUCGGCUCGGCAUGAGGGGAAAAUCAAAAUACUGCUAUAGUGGCCUAAGGAAGAGACCAUUUGUUCAGAUGCCGUCUUUACCAACUCUGGACCUCCAUAAAACAGGAGAUGGACCCCAGUGUGAUGUGCUCGACUCCCCGGGCCAGCUGAGCAGUAUUAAGGAAGAGGUGCGGUUUGCAGCCUGUGAUCUUGUGUGUGAGUGGGCUCAAAAGGUGCUCAAACGCCAGUUUGAUGCUGUGGAGGACCUGGCUCGCUUCCUAAUCGACAGCCAUUACAUCAGCAACAAGUCUUUGGCAGCUCUCACCAUAAUGACCGGCACAGCAGCAGAGGUGAAAGGUUCACAGACCGUCUCAGCCUUCGCCCCGGCUGCAGACGCUCACUCCUUCCAGCCUCAUGUGACCAUGCUGUCCUCUCCGUCUGUCGACGCAAAGCAGCAGCUCCAGAGGAAGAUCCAGAGAAAGCAACAGGAACAAAAGCUGACAUCUCCUCUACCCGGAGAGGGACAGAUUAGGAAGGCAGACGACGGUGUGUCUUGUGGUAGUCCCACCCCUCCGUCGCCUCAACCAACUAUAGGCAUCGUGGUUGCUGCCGUGCCAAGCCCGAUCACGGUUCAGAGGAGUAGGCCGCUGAUGUCCCCGAGUCCAGUGGGAACAGUGGAGAGCAAAGUACUGCCCAUUAACAUCCAGAUGGUGACCCAGCCAGUUCAGGGAGUGAAGCAGAGCCCCAAACACCCCCAAAAUAUUCUGUCCAAUCCAGCGGGGGAGCGCGCAGCUCGGCAGCGCUACGCUCAAAUCCUCCCUAAACCUUCAGCCACCACUGCCAUCGCUUUGCGCUCGCCCUCCACCAUGAUCAUCGCUAACAGCCCCAUUAAGACUGUUGUAACGCCAUGUCAUGUCAGCCCAGUCAGUCUGGUCAAAAUGGCAGCCAUAUCGCUCGCACCCAACAGCAGUGAAACUGCCACAUCCUUCACAAACGUGCUGCGGCCGGCAUCUGCAGACAUCAACUUUAAAGCUACAGAAGACGUCAGCUCCAGUCAGAGCGCGAGGAGUUCCUCAACGGUCCCCAUUUUGGCCCCGGUGGCCAGGCAAGGGCAGACUUCUAACACUCCAAGCAUCGAUGUUGAAAUGGAAGUUGAAGCUAUACAUGAAAGCAGCCAAAUGCAAAAUUUGGGCAGUCAAGUUUUGCCACAAGUGGCAAUGACCAAUAGAGUCAAAGGGGCUGUACAGAGGGCCGCCAGUGUGCCCAUACCGCAAACUAGAGGCUUCUUGGGUCUCGAGGAAACGUCCAGCAAUAAAUGCAGCAGAGAGUCCUCCUCAAGCACUAAUACUGUGGCCACAGGCGACAGCGGCAAUAAUAGCGCUAAAAAUACAAGCACUUUGCACUUAAAUCCCUCCACUCAGAAUACCAGCACCGUGUCUCUACUGAACACCAGCAGAACAUCUUCAUGUGGGGAAAACAACCAAACAAAGCAAGGCUUCUUGUCCACUAAGAGCCUCAGAAAACGUUCAGGGCUCAGUCCAGACCUUUCACCAAUCAAAAGGGUUUUUAUACCCCAGCAGCCAGUAGAGGGUGCUGCUGGUCCAGGGUAUGGUAUCAGAAACAUGACGGGUAAUGUAUCCAGGCCAGGCGCUCCAGCUAGACCUGAAAGUGCACCAGCCACCAGGGAAGUAGAAGUGAAAAUGACCACUCAAGUCCACGCACUUGGCACUUCUCCUUCUUUCAGAGCGAGUGGCUUUUACUCUGUUGCCAAAACACAUAGUUCAUUGCAGAGGAAAAACAUUUCUGCCGUUAUGGAAACUGGCACUUCAGUCAGUCACGCAUUAAUACAGCAACAUCAGGGGCACGCAGCAGUUGACGCACAUGCUGUGCCCGAUAAUCCCAGUUUUCCAAAGCAUUCAGGUGUGGGUUCAAACUCAAGCCUGGAAGGAGUCCGGCAGCAGCCCUGCUCUCAGUCCAGUCCUGCUACUGAAACCUUAGAGUUUUUGAAUCACGCUUCAUCAUCCGGUCAACUGCCCAUGCAGACAGACAUGACAGAUUACUUUUGCUUUGAUGAUGAUGUGACUCAGGACAGCAUAGUGGAGGAGUUGGUGCAGAUGGAGGAGCAGAUGAAACUUAAUAACCUGCAGCAGUUUGGAGAUUCUGUCACGCUGCAGGGCCAGCAGGUUGCGAUGCCAAACAACAUGACGUCCGCUAAUAAGAACAUGGCUUUCUAUCAUGCUGCGAACAACAACAGUAACCCAAUCCAAACAAUUCAAACGCCGACACCUACACCCAUGUCGGAAAUGAUGGGAGGAGCCCAGGGACUGACAGGAGAAAGCCCCUGCUCCCACAUCGCCUCCACGACCCCGGUGGACAGCUCGCUCGGAAGCAGUCGCCACACCCCGGUUGGGACGCCACACUCCAACUGCAGCAGCAAUGUUCCUCCCAGUCCAGUAGAGUGCAGAAACCCGUUCGCGUUCACACCCAUUAACUCCAGCAUCACUGGUUUCCAUGACGGCAGCACCAUCUCCAGCAGCCCCGUGAAACCGAUGCAGAGACCGAUGGCCACCCAUCCAGACAAGACCAGGCUGGAGUGGAUGAAUAACAGUUACAAUAGCAGCGGCGGGACCACCAGCAGAUCCAACAGCGGAAUGGAAAUCCUGCCCGGCUAUCACAGCCUGAUAGACGACCAUUUUCAAAAACCUCACGCCUUCGCCGUUCCUCACGCGCGGCACCACGACAGCCAUUUCGGCCGCUUGACUCCCAUCUCGCCCGUGCAGCAGCAGGUAGCGAGCAUGGCCAAACAGGAGGGUUUUGCAGUGCCUGCCCCUCUGGAUAAUAAAACUGCCAACACAUCUGCUGCAAAUUUUAGGUGUCGCAGCGUGAGUCCCGCUGUACAUCAGAGGAACUUCAGCGGCACAGGAGCAGGAACCAACCUUUCCAAUGCCUCCCGAUCGGUAGUGUCUCCCUUUAAUUCUCCUGUGACGGCUGAGGUGUUGAACAUCUUCGCAAACAGGCAGACAAACCUCGGCGUGAACAGCAUGGCCCAGAGGAGCCGCUCUGUGCCGCUCAACAUCAUGAUGCAAAGCGAGGCCCCGCCCACACCGGGCCAGCAGUGCAGCACCAAAAGCAUCGCCAGCGUCCUCCUGAGCAAGCUAGACGGAGAUCACGAGAAUAGUGUGCGGGGUGUGGGAAUCAAUAAUUUACUUCCCACCUACACCGCUCGUAUGAACCUGACCCAGAUCCUCGAAUCCAACUCCAGCCUCUCCUGCACUGACAGCCUGAUGACCUCCGACUCCAGCAGUACCUGCAACCUGCAGAGGCCCAAUUACCUCAUGGAAAACUCUAUCGGUGAACAAAUGAUUCUCUCGGCAGGUCAAGGCCAAAUACAAGCAGCCGGUGGAGAGCAGCAUCAGCAGCAGUCCAUCAUGUCAGCUUUGAACUCACAGCAGCAGCAACACCAGCAGUUAGACUUCAGCACCUCUCAAGACCUCCUCGCUGCUGGCAAUCAGCUCAUGGAACAGGUGUCAGAGCUAACAGCAGGCGGGGCCGAUUUCCCCGGUGAAAUCAGAAUGACAUCGGAGCUUCCCAGUAGCAUCAGUGACCUUAACGCAUUGGACACAAACCUGCUGUUCGACCCCAGCCAGCAGCAAGGCCAGUAUCAGCACGCCGCCCCAGAGGAGCUGGUGGACGAUUCGCUGUUUCAGCAAAUCACCAGCGAAGCGGCUCAUUCAGGUGGUCUCGACUGGUUGGAGAGCAAAGAUCACCCAACUGUUGGGCUGAUGGGCUGAGAGCAGAGCUUUUUAUAGUAAUGUUGAACAUGUUAAUCUGCGGUUGAUGUUUGUUUUAUUUAUUUUCAGGCAUUUAUAAUGCAACACUGGAUACAAUGAGGUCUGUCCAGAUUAAGUGCCAGGCUAAAAACUGAGCUAAUGCUGCAACACUCACUGAAAAUGCUGGUCAUUUCCCUUUAAUGAGAGAAUAUUGCCUCACUUUGUUUGAUCAAGAGAAUUGUCAACAAGAAAACACACACAGAAAAAAGCUAGUUUUCAAACAGCUAAUUUUAUUGAACAGUCAGAUCAAUAACAGAGCCGUGGAUCAGUGUGAAUAAACCUUAUGCAACGCUACUUAUUUCUGUCACCGUGUAUGAACUGCAGGCUAAAUUAGGUGCAAAAAAACUAAUGAUAUUUAAUCCUAAACUAACAAUAUGUGUUUGUUGUGUAGCUUUACUUAAAGAAAAAAAGCGCUUAAAAGGUUUUGAAUUUAACAUUAAGAUAUGUGACGUGUACACACAUACAUUAAAUUAUUAUGUAUUCACAAAUACACAGAAUCAAAUUCAUCCAUGUAAAUCCAUAUAAUGUACUCAUAAUCUUAAUAUAUAAAUAUACCAAUAUAAAUAUAUGUAUCUCUUCCCAAACACAGCACUGGCCUUUACUGACUCAUUUUGGUGAAAUAUAUAAAUGGUAUUCGGUAAAACUUUGAACUGUAAAAUUCAGCAAUAUAAGUCUAUACUGUCUAAAGUUUCUAAAGUUUAUUUUAAAUAGACUUUGAGUCUCUGUUAAUCAGCUGAUGAGUGUGAAGAGCGACGUUAACCUCUCUUCAAACCCCUUCAUGUAGAUUAAAUAAUAAUACAAAUAUUAUUAGUCCUCUUUUAAGUUGCAUUUAAAAUAGGUCUUGUAUACAGUCAUGUGAAUAACUAAGUUCACCCUUGUUAUCAUAGGUGAGCACCUUUAAAAAAGCAGCAGUUUUGGUAGUUUGGUGGUCUGGUGCGUUCAGGUGUGAGCUAACACAAUGACACAAUCUUUCCAAAUGUUAACGUCCCAACAAGGCCCGACUGUAGAAAUGCCUCAGCUCUACAGGCUUGAGCUAGUAUGUUAAAGGUUAAAUUUCAUGAAAAUAGAAUUACAAGACAAAUAUGGCACGAAGGAAUCCCAAGAGAAUAUCUCUUCCCUCUGAAACAAACAUGGCAGCAAGGUUUGCUUUAGGUUUGCCAAGCAGCAUCUGAACAAACCACAGAUGACACCAAAGUCAAAACCAAACAGGUCAAGAGUCAAGCUUGGCCUAAAUUAGGUUAUGUACUGUAGGAGAUAAAUCACCCCAAACACAACAAAAUGAAAUGUAUCAUUAGAAUGGCUGAAAGUGAAAAAGAAUGAAGGUGUUGCAAUAUCAAAG